Molecule: messenger RNA, 2734 nt
Organism: Apodemus sylvaticus (European woodmouse)
Lineage: Eukaryota; Metazoa; Chordata; Mammalia; Rodentia; Muridae
Gene: Cap1
Product: cyclase associated actin cytoskeleton regulatory protein 1
Exons: 13
Coding region: 248-1672 (474 amino acids)
Biological process (GO): cytoskeleton organization; regulation of adenylate cyclase activity; cell morphogenesis
Cellular component (GO): cytoplasm
Molecular function (GO): adenylate cyclase binding; actin binding
Source: RefSeq, a predicted model, not a curated record
CUCCUAGGCCAGAUUCUCUCUCCGGUGGCGGGGAAUGAGGGCGGAGUCACGAGCCGAGCGGCCAAACUUCUUCCUCCCUCCGGGGCUAGCGUUACAGCCCGUGGCUCAUUUCCGGUGGGGGUGCCGCGCCCAGUGAGGGCCCGGAAGUGGGUCGCGCGAAGACCGCUGGGCGGUUCUUGCCGGAAGUGGAGAGCGGCUGAUCGCAGUCCGGAGGUGAGGCGGAACUCUUAAGCAGGUGGACCACAUUAUGGCUGACAUGCAAAAUCUUGUAGAAAGAUUGGAGAGGGCAGUGGGCCGCCUGGAGGCCGUGUCACAUACUUCUGACAUGCACUGUGGUUAUGGAGACAGUCCUUCAAAAGGAGCAGUUCCGUAUGUGCAAGCAUUUGACUCGCUGCUUGCCAAUCCUGUGGCAGAGUACUUGAAGAUGAGUAAGGAGAUUGGGGGAGACGUGCAGAAACACGCGGAGAUGGUCCACACAGGCCUGAAGUUGGAGCGAGCUCUCCUGGUCACAGCUUCUCAGUGCCAGCAGCCAGCUGGUAAUAAACUUUCUGAUUUGUUGGCACCUAUCUCGGAGCAGAUCCAAGAAGUUAUAACCUUCCGGGAGAAGAACCGAGGCAGCAAGUUUUUUAAUCAUCUAUCAGCUGUCAGUGAAAGCAUCCAGGCCCUGGGCUGGGUGGCUCUGGCUUUGAAACCUGGCCCCUUUGUGAAAGAGAUGCUUGAUGCAGCCAUGUUUUACACAAACCGAGUCCUCAAGGAGUACAGAGAUGUGGAUAAGAAGCAUGUUGACUGGGUCCGAGCUUAUUUGAGUAUAUGGACGGAGUUGCAGGCUUACAUCAAGGAGUUUCAUACCACUGGCCUGGCCUGGAGCAAGACGGGGCCUGUGGCAAAAGAACUGAGUGGAUUGCCAUCUGGACCCUCUGUGGGAUCGGGCCCACCUCCUCCCCCACCGGGCCCCCCUCCUCCCCCAGUCCCUACCAGUUCUGGCUCUGACGACUCUGCCUCACGAUCAGCACUGUUUGCACAGAUUAAUCAGGGCGAAAGCAUCACACAUGCCCUGAAACAUGUAUCUGAUGACAUGAAGACUCACAAGAACCCUGCCCUGAAAGCUCAGAGUGGUCCAGUUCGGAGCGGCCCCAAACCCUUCUCUGCACCUAAACCCCAAACGAGCCCCUCCCCCAAACCAGCCACAAAGAAGGAACCAGCUCUGCUGGAACUGGAAGGCAAGAAGUGGAGAGUGGAAAACCAGGAGAAUGUUUCCAACCUGGUGAUUGAGGACACUGAGCUGAAGCAGGUGGCUUAUAUCUACAAGUGUGUCAAUACAACAUUGCAAAUCAAGGGCAAAAUUAACUCCAUUACAGUAGAUAACUGUAAGAAGCUGGGCCUGGUGUUUGAUGACGUGGUGGGCAUUGUGGAGAUAAUCAAUAGUAGGGAUGUCAAAGUUCAGGUGAUGGGAAAAGUGCCAACCAUUUCCAUUAACAAAACAGACGGCUGCCAUGCUUACCUGAGCAAGAACUCCCUGGACUGUGAGAUAGUCAGUGCCAAAUCUUCUGAGAUGAACGUCCUCAUUCCUACAGAAGGCGGUGAUUUUAACGAGUACCCAGUCCCCGAGCAGUUCAAGACCCUGUGGAAUGGACAGAAGUUGGUCACCACAGUGACGGAAAUCGCUGGAUAAGCGAAUGCCUGGGUCCUGUGCCCUCUCCCUUCGCACCAUGGGAUACAUCUGUAUGGAGACGGUUCUUUUCUAGAUUUCCUCUACCUUUCUGCUCUUAAACUGCUUCUCUGCUCUGAGAAGCCCAGCUACCUGCCUUCACUGAAAUAUACCUCAGGCUGAGAGGGGCGGGACAGCGGGUCAGUGGAUCUUCACCGGAAGGCGCAGCUUCUCCGUAUCAGCGCAGCUGCACCACGGUCUGAGCUUAUGGAGCUGCAGGCCCGGAUUGGGGCACUGAAGCUUUCAGCUUUGGGGGUCAUUCUACCAACAAACAGUCCUUGAGGGUUCAAACAUCCUGGAAACAAACAUCAGAAUGCAUACUAUUCUCCUAACAGGGAGCAUGGGAUAGCAGGAGCCAGGGAUUCUAUUAGGUUCUAACCAAUCUAGGUUUUCAUUGUUGACAAGUGAGGCCAGGGUUGCACUUGACCAAAAGCUAAGGAUUGUCACCCAGCAUUCCAAGCAGGCUUGUUUCCUAAAAGCAUCCUUCAUUUGCAUUCCAUCCUGGGUCAGCACCAACCACAACAUAGCAGGCAUUCCGCUUGCAGCUGCAGUACAGUAGCAGUACCCUUUUUUGAGGAAAAAAGUCUUAAACCCUUCCACCCCCUGGGAUAACUGCCUUGAUUCCCAUGGGGAACAGCUUAAAAAAAAAAGGGUCAAAAACCAACACAGCAUUCCAAGGAGUCUGGUGUCCUUCUUUCCUGCCAGAUGACUGUCACCGCCCCUCUCUCUGUGUGCCACUCAGCAGCUUAGGGGCUCUGCAGGAACCUGACUAGGACUACAGCCUCCACUGCAGCUGCUGAGGUCUUGAUUUACACCAGAAUCUUGCACAGCAUUAGUACCGCAAAUCCCAGUUCUCCCUCUAGGACACACUGACCAAAAUAUGCAACCUUUUUUUUUUUUUUUUUGAUGGGAAAAGAGGAAGAGAGAUUGUCCUGUGACUUCUGCCCAUUACCUGAGGCCUGUGGAAAUAAACCUUUAUGUACUUAAAAUUAUACAGAAAAUAGAAUAAAGUUAAUACCAAACUUG